This is a messenger RNA of Urocitellus parryii (Arctic ground squirrel), 759 nucleotides long. RefSeq names its product amphiregulin (gene Areg). Gene Ontology annotation, molecular function: epidermal growth factor receptor binding; growth factor activity. The record is from RefSeq and is a predicted model, not a curated record. Gene Ontology annotation, biological process: positive regulation of cell population proliferation; epidermal growth factor receptor signaling pathway. Lineage: Eukaryota; Metazoa; Chordata; Mammalia; Rodentia; Sciuridae.
AUGAGAACUCCGCUGCUGCCUCAGGCGCCGGUGGUGCUGUGGCUCUUGAUCCUCGGCUCAGGCCAUCAUGCUGUUGGAUUGGAUCUCAAUGACACUGACUCUGGGAAAGGGGAACCAUUGUCCAAGAACCACAGUACUAGUGGACCUGAGGUUGCUUCAAGAAAUGAGACGACUCCAGGAAUUGAGACUUCCCCUGUGACUGAAACGCCUUCUAGUACUGAAGUGUCCUCAGGAACUGACUAUGACUAUUUAGAAUAUGAUGCUGAACUACAAAUAUCUGGCUACAUCGUGGAUGAUUCAGUCAGAGUUGAACAGGUAAUUAAGCCCAAGAAAAACAAAACAGAAAGUGAAAAGACUUCAGAUAAACCCAAAAGAAAGAAAAAAGGAGGGAAAAGUGGAAAAAAUAGAAGAAACAAAAAGAAGAAAAAUCCAUGUGAUACAGAAUUUCAAAAUUUCUGCAUUCAUGGAGAAUGCAAAUAUAUAGAGAAUCUGGAGGCAGUAACAUGCAAAUGUCAUCAUGAUUAUUUUGGUGAACGGUGUGGAGAAAAAUCCAUGAAGACUCACAGCAUGGGUGACAGAGAUUUCUCAAAAGUUGCGUUAGCAGCUAUAGCUGCCUUUGUCUCUGCUACGAGCUUCACAGCUGUUGCUGUUGUUAUUACAGUCCAGCUUCGAAAAAGAUACUUCAGAGAAUUUGAAGAAGAAGCAGAAGAACAAAAGAAACUUCAACAAGAAAAUGGACAUGCACAUGCUAUAGCAUAA